CCUUAAUCCCAGGCUGACGUAUUAUCCCAGGAACGCGCGAAACCUUAAACAGACACAUUCAUUUAAUAAAAAUAAAAUAAAAUAGAGAAACUAAUAUCCUCUGAUUCUCUGUUUGAUGACAGAUAUCCACUAUAAAGUCAAAAAAAUCACGUUCCAGUCUCAUUUUAUUUUAAUAUCCAGACUUUUAUAAUGGCUGAUAUGAAAACAAUCAAAAAUACAGUCUGUAACUAAAAGUCCAGAGGUUUUAGUAAUAAAAUGUUAAUAAAAUAACCAAAAGUCAGCAGUUUAGUCUCUGUAGUGGUUUACUGAUUAACCAGGUUUGUUUUCAUCCGAAAGUGCUUGAAAAAAAUGCAUAGCCUACAUUAUAUGUAGGUGUAUUUAUUACUUUGUCUUUCUGUUAUCUGUAGGUAGAUACACAUCCCGAAGAAGUCUCUUUAAACCCCUUACUUUGGUAGCGAUCCACACCAGGACGACUUUUAGCAGGACCACUGUAGAUUUCACCUUCCACAUCUGCUCCAGUUGUUCUUAAGGCCCUGGUACUUCUGCAUUGGCUGAAGCCAAAGUCUCGGACUAGACCCAGGACACAUCAGAAUUUCACCUCUGCAUUUCACUGACAGUUGAUGAGAGCCAUGCAAUUGCUGAAAGAACACAACUUCGCUAUGCAUACUGGAAGUCAUUUACGGAUCCCGAUCUUCACCAUGGAGACUGUUAGACCAGCGAUCGAAGGUUUCUUCAGAACAUGCCACGAUGCUGAACCCUGCGCAGCUUAACCGGCGUUUGUAGCAAGAAGAGCGGGAUGACUGCGCUGUUACAGCACCCAGGAUACGACGAGGAGAAGCUGCAGAGGGUCGCAGAGCAGCUGCCCUGCAGAGAGGUCCAGGCUGGACUGCUGCUGUCGCUCAUGGGGGAGCCGCAGCAGUACAGCUACCCUUCAAUCUUCAUCUACGGUCAUCGGGCUUCAGGGAAGAGUCAUGUGCUGCACGUUUUACUGAAGGAACUGGAGCUGCAUCACGCCGCCGUCAGCUGUGUGGAAUGCGUCUCGGUGGCGUUGCUGUUUGAACGAGUGCUGCUGUCCUUCUUCGGCUGCGAUGCCGCCUCGCUGCUGCCCCGCAGUCCCUCCCUGUCCGACUUCGUACGCAUCUACAGGCAGCAGCGCUCGCAGUCUCCCGCCAAACAGACGCGAUACAUCGUGAUGGAAAAGGCCGAGCUUCUCAGAGACAGCGAUGCCAAUCUCCUCCCUGCUCUCCUGCGUCUUCAGGAAUUGGUUGGAGACAACGUCACCGUCAUCCUGCUCAGUGAAAUCGCGUGGGACAAGUUCAGACCAAACACCGGCUGCUUUGAGCCGCUUCUGCUCCAUUUCCCAGACUACAGCAAAGGUGAGCUACAGCAGAUUUUGUCCCAGGACCGACACCCUUCAUACUCGGCUGAGUUUUACUCCUCCUACAUCCACAUCCUGCUGGGAGUCUUUUACUCGGCGUGUCGAGACCUCAGAGAGCUGCGACACCUGGCCGCACUCAACUUCUCAAAGUUCUGUGAGCCCGUGGAAGAAGGGAAAGUGAAAGAGACUGACACGCACAAGCUGUGGAGGAACAUCGAACCACAUUUAAAGAAAGCCAUGCAGACGGUUUACCUUCGGGAGGUGUCCAGUCUUCAGUGGGAGCAGAUGCAGCUGAUGGAGGCGAAGGAAGCCGGAGCGUUGAGAGGUUUAUCAGCUCACACUCACGUUGAACUGCCUUUUUACUCCAAGUUCCUGCUGAUUGCUGCCUAUCUGGCAUCGUAUAACCCUGCCCGCACCGAUAAACGCUUCUUCCUAAAGCACCACGGCAAAAUCAGAAAAACAAACUUCUUGAAGAAGAAUGAGAAGACGAGUAACCACCUCCUGGGGCCGAAGCCCUUCCCUCUGGACCGCUUGCUCGCCAUUUUUUACAGCGUGGUCGACAGCAGAGUCGCACCGACGGCCAGCAUCUUCUCUCAGAUUUCCUCUCUGGUGACCUUACAGCUGUUGACUCAGGUCAGCCACGACGACCAGCUCGACGCGCCCAAGUACAAAUGUGCCGUUUCUCUGGACUUCAUCUGCGCCGUUUCCAGGACGGUGAACUUUGACAUUGUGAAGUACCUGUACGACUUCCUCUGAACCUGUAAAGGACGGAUGACGUGUAAGACAAAGGGAGAUUUGUUUCCAUAAGAACGCGCAUGGGGCCGAACAUUUGGAGCUCUGGACUGCUGUUACAUGGAUGGGACUUCAUCUAAUCAUGCCGCUGCCCCCUUGUGGUGAUGAGUGAGCUCAUUGUUUUCUCUUGUAGCACCUGUGCCUCAGGUCAUGUAAAAUAUUUGCAUUUGUACAAAAUAAACUUGACUUUAUCUUGG
Molecule: messenger RNA, 2367 nt
Organism: Acanthochromis polyacanthus (spiny chromis)
Lineage: Eukaryota; Metazoa; Chordata; Actinopteri; Pomacentridae
Gene: orc5
Product: origin recognition complex, subunit 5
Exons: 16
Coding region: 797-2134 (445 amino acids)
Biological process (GO): DNA replication; DNA replication initiation
Cellular component (GO): nucleus; nuclear origin of replication recognition complex
Molecular function (GO): DNA replication origin binding
Source: RefSeq, a predicted model, not a curated record